This is a messenger RNA of Drosophila obscura, 695 nucleotides long. RefSeq lists its product as uncharacterized. NCBI's taxonomy places the organism in Eukaryota, Metazoa, Arthropoda, Insecta, Diptera, Drosophilidae. The transcript has 3 exons. The coding region runs from base 1 to 672 and encodes 223 amino acids. The record is from RefSeq and is a predicted model, not a curated record.
AUGGUUAGUGCUGGGGUGGAGCAAAAUGAAGAGGAUGUUUUAAAAUGCAUGGAAGCGGCGGGCUUGUCUGCAGCCAAGUUACAAUUUAUUGUAGAACUGCAGCCGCGAUAUGGAUCAUUUUGGGAGAAAGAUGUUGUGCAAAACUCCGAUGCGUUUCUCAAAGACAACUUUCGUAUUGAAAGGAGUGCUUUCAAUAUUCUGGUUGGAAUUCUGCCCAAUCUCCGAAAGAAAGAGUCUAAUUUUCGACUGGCAAUCCCUCUGGAGAAAAGGAUAGCGAUAUCACUAUAUUGCUUGGGAUCCUCUGCGGAUUAUCGCACGAUUGCGAAUCUUUUCGGUGUGUCCAAAGCCAUCGUGUGCCGUAUUUUGAUGGAAUUUUGUCGGGAGGUGACUGCUGUACUUGCUGGUGAAUAUUUGCCAGCAGAAUUUCUUACCCAGGAGAAGAUUACGGAAACAGUGAAAGGCUUUGAGGACAUGGGAUUUCCGCAGUGUUUCGGAGAAAUGGAUGGCUGUCACAUCGAGGUCCAACCGAGAUGUGAGGAUGCAGUGGAUUACCGGAACUACAAGGGUUGGUACUCCACCGUCCUAUUCGCCUUGGUCGACUACCGUUACAGAUUCACAUACAUAAAUGUAGGGUGUCCCGGCCGAGCUCAUGACUCGAAAAUUUUUUUAUAACUCCAGCCUAAGAAUAAAACUGG